Messenger RNA from Bursaphelenchus xylophilus (pine wood nematode), 10860 nucleotides. The record is from the annotation of a GenBank genome assembly. NCBI's taxonomy places the organism in Eukaryota, Metazoa, Nematoda, Chromadorea, Rhabditida, Aphelenchoididae.
AUGCUUCGGUUCGGGUCGUUUCGAUUAAAUCAACAGUGAGUUUUUCGAUUUUUCUUCUUGGUUUAGGUCUGUUAUUUCUUUAUGGGAGGCCCGAAGACAAUAAACACGGUCGGUAAUUGCUGUAUUAGAAAAUAAUUGUUGAUGUAGGUGAUCAGAACGGAUUAGCCAUUUUUUCGAAAGUUCAGAGGGAUUGAAGUCUGAUGUCUUAGAAUUUUGAAAAAGAGAGUCUCAGCUUUCUUUUUGCAUACAAGACGCCAAGAAUAAUCGAAAAUUAAAAUUGCUACGACCAUUUUUAUCUUCACCUAGGUCUUGAUCAAGUUUAAUGUUCAAAAAUUGACUUUUUUCUUAUAAUAUUGGUUGAUACUAGUCACAUAUACGUUCUUCAGGAUUGUGGUCCGUUAUGUGAACAGUUCCGCAGCCUUUGUCACCUCCAAUCCGGGUCUAAAUGCCGCCGCGGCUCCUCGAUUUCCUCGACGAACCGCUCUUCAUCGUCCUUCUCCGGCCGUUCAAGCUGCUUUAAACCAUCAACGAGCGUUGAUUGAGAAACACAAAGAUGCGGUUGAGGUUCUCGACGAAUCAAAUAUCUUUAAUUUGACUGAUGGGUAAGUAAUUUUAUAUUUUUUCUUUGACUUUUAGGCAAAAUUAGUGUUUCAAUUUUUUUUCAGCUUGGAAUUUUCAUCCUCCGUCUCGUUCCCGGCAUUGCGAGCGGUGAAAAAGCUGAUUUCCAAGAGUCCGGAGAAGAUUAACGCACUGUCAGACCAACGACUAGCCGUCCUUGUUUCAGCUGCGGGCCAAAAGUCGGAGCUGAAUGUGGAGAAAUCGCUUCGUGCGGGAUAUUUGAAGGAAAUUUGGCCCAAAAUCUUGGCUGCUGAGAGUGAGUCGAUUUAUUAUGUGUGUAUUGGCUUUUAGACUUUGGAUUGGAAGCGUUGAAUGCGUAUUUGGAGACGAGUGUUUUGCUGGAUGAGACGUUUUCCUUGACCAGUGUACUUGAUAUCUUGGCCGAGAAGAAUUUGACGGCCAAUUCGAAAACCUACGAGAAUUUGGUCGCUGGCGCAAAUGCUCAAGGAAAUAUUCAGGCUAUUGUGUGAGUUUUUGGUUGGUUUUAUGGCCAUUUAGCUAGAGCUUUGAGGUCUAUGGAUCAAAAUAUUGGUUUAGGCAGAAAAGUUGGACAUGGAUAAUAUUUUUGACUUUUUUGCCAAAAAUUGACUUUGACAUUGUAGAAAUUGACUUUUUAAUACAAUCUUAGCCCCAUAGAGUAUCUAUUUAGUUAUGAUUUACAGUUGUUUUUUGUCUGGUUUGGGCGUUAUGGCCAUUAUAUUGUUUUAGAGAACCAAUUUUUGAGGUUGAUGUUUCAUGAUGAAUUUUAGACACUAAAUUUGUGUCUUGCAAGUUCGAUUCGGUUUAUUAUAAUCUGUAGACUCUUUAGUUCUCAUUCUUCAACUUGUUUUACAUUAUCUUAGUAUCAAAAUAAAUUUUUGACCAAAAAAAUGAUUUUAGGGGACCAGAUGAGUGAUGGUUAAUAUUUUGGCUAUAAAUCUCUCUGAGUUGUCGUUUUUUCUCCAAUUUUGGAUCUCAUGUAAAGUUUAUUGAUCUUGCAGCGAGAUCAUCAAAGAAAUGAAAGCCAACAACAUCCCGCUGAGCCAGACGGCCGUCGAGAAAUGGGUUGAGUGCUUGGGGCUGAAGGACGCCAGAAAAGACUUCAAAGCCGUAAUUCAAGCCUUCAAAUCGUCGUUAGACCCAUUCCGUCUUUAUGUAUCAGCCUCGAUUGGACUGGCCCGAGCUGGGAAAGGCGCGGAAUGCACGGAGAUUCUCGUAGAUUUACCUUCGGCCGAAACUCGAGCAUCCCCGAAAAAUGUGGAUUUAGUCAUAAAAUUGUUCAAUUUACUGGUGAAAAACAAGGUCGCAAAAGCAGCAGAGAUUGUAAGGAGGAUUUUGAAAUUGAUUUUCCAACUUUUGGUCCAAGUUUUUUGAGAUUUUUUGCGAAAAUUUUCAAUUUUUAUCUAUUUUUGUCUAACAUAAGGUCGGAAAUCCUCAAAUUCACUCAUUUUGAGAUCGAUUAUGAUGUUUUUAGGUCCGCCCAUACCUGCCAGAAGGCCGAUUGGACUUUACGCAGCAAGCCCACCUCAGAGUUGCCCUUAUACAGGCGUUGAAAAACAAAGUUCCGGCCGAAAACACGGCUCAGAUUAUUGAAUUGGUCCGGGAAGAUAAAGCAGUCCGAUAUAGUCUGAUAAAUCACUCUUAUCGGUAUUUUUUGGAGACAUAUGAACACGCUUUGGCUCACGGAUUAGAUGUAAGCUCGAUUUUUUUCUUGAUUUUUUAAAAUUUUUUGGGAUUUUUGGCGAUUUUUUUGGAUUUUUUGAUGAUUUAUGGGGGUUUUACGGGAAAUACGGGUAUUUUAUUGAAUUAGAAGUGAUUUCAGACCUUUUCAGAUAUAAAUUUCGUAGAAUUUGAUAUAGUUUUACCUAGUGUAAUAUAGAAAUUUUAAAAAAAUUUCCCAAAAAUCUCGAAUUUUCAGGCCGAAAAAAUUGUCAAGCAGCUGGUCAAGUGGACCUCAGUUCUCAAAGCAAAUGACUUGUCGCAAAAUCCACUGGCUGAUGUAGUCCAACAAGCGAUUUUGGAGAAAGUCCCGGUCAAAGAACUCUACAAAACCUUUAUUCAUUCCCAAGAAGCACAAGAUUUAAUGGCCGAAGAGGGCCAAAGAGCCCAUAUUUUCAUACCGUUGGUGAAUCAGGUCGUCAAACAGGUGGGAAUUUGAAAUCGAGAUUUUUUGAAAUUUUUUGGGCGAUUUUUGCUGAUUUUUGUGAUUUUUAGAAGUUUUUUGGGGUAAAUUGAGUUUUUUUUUGAUCUGUUAUGAUGCCACAGACCUUUUAGAGCACUUUUUUGGACAUUUGAAAUAUAUUCUUAACAGUUAAAACGGAGUUUUUAUCAAUUUUUCGCCCAAAUUUUGCCUUAUUUUUGGCCUCAAAAAAUAAAAAAAUUUUUUUUUCGUGGAAUUGGAGUAUUUCGAGUAUUUUCGGAACCCUCCCAAAUUGUUUUCGAUACCACAAUUUUUUUUCGGAAAGCCCGUAAUCGAAUUUGAAUUUAAUUUUUGAUGUUGUUCAUGACCUAAAAUAAGGUCUUUUUAGCUGCCAGAGUCAAAAAUUGCCGAUUCAACCUUCAAGGAAUUGAUUUUCCUCUGCAACUCGACAAGAGGAGGAAGUUUCUCGACGCUGGCGACGGCAUUGGCUCAGAAAAGUGAGAUUUUUUAGAGAUUUUUAAGGAAAAAGUGGGAUUUUUGAAGAAAAAUGAAAAAUUUUGCAGAUUUUUUGUGAUUCUUUGAACUAAAGUGGGCGGGGAAUGGCAUGAAAAGGAUUUUUACGCGUAAUUACGCCAGAAUUUUUUUACUUCAGUCUGAAUUAUGGCCUAAAUUUACAGUUUUUCAACCUUUUUCGAGCCCUUUAUUCCCCGGAAAUCGACCGUAAACGCACUGUGCAGAGGACCGAAAAAUUGCCUCAGGCCACUAAAAAAUGCAUGAAAAUUGACGGCUUAUGCCCUUUUGUGGCGCUCCGUUAACGCGUUUAAUCACCAAUUUCCACCCAAAUUCUGGGGAUAAAUUUGAGAAAAAAUGGGAAAUAUCCCCCCUUUCGGAUGGGUUUUGGGAAUGAAUUUGGCCGAAUUUUAGAUGACAUGGGUCUGUAAGAGAUGGUAAAGGAGUGGGUUUGCAAGUUUGAGGGGAGUUUGGAGAUCUUUUGCCGGGUUUUGUGAUAGUUUAGGCUAUUUUUUUUUGAAAAAAAAGAAAGAUUUUAGGGUUUUUGGCAAAUUUUUUUGUUUUAAUGUGGUUUGAAGGCUAGUUUAUGACGUAUCUUGUGAUAUAGAUGAUUUGUUUUUAAGAAAAAAGCGAUUUUUUGCCGGAAAUUUUGCAUUUUUAUAUUGUUUUAGGGGCUUGACCCCGGUUUUUAUCGAAAAAUCUCGAUUUUUGAAUGAAUUAUUUAGCGGAGAGGUGUUGAAUAGCAUUUUUAUUAAAGAUAAAGACACGACAUGGCUUGUUGAUAAAAAAUUUUGAACGUUUUUAGACGAUUUUUAAAAUUUUUAGCCAUUUUUGUCAUGGGUAAUAUCAAAAAGAAGAAGUGUUUUUUUGACAAGGAAAGUACCUCAAUGGGGCAUGGAGUUACAGAUCGAGACAUUUAUCAAAAGAUUCGCAAAAUUUUUCUGGUUCAGAAUAUGUAAAAAUUAGCUGCACAAUUUUGAUUUGUAAGGGCGAAAAAAUCCUCAAAACGUUUCUCGCAACACCACGAAAAUGCCUUUUUGACCAAGUUUUUACCAAGCCAAAAGCUUUGUUUUGAGCUAAAGUAAACCUGGCGUCUGGAGAAACAAUAUCAAAUUUUGUUAAUACUACGACUUAAUCGACCAUGAAAUGGCGUAAUAUUAAUAAAAUUUGAUAUUUGUAAGGCUUGUCGAGAUACCAGAGUUUACUUUAGCUCAAAACAAAGAUUUUGAAUUUUUAAAAACUUGGUCAAAAGGUGUUUGCGUGGUGUUGCUAGAACAGUUCUGGAGUUUUUUGCCCCUACAAUCCAAAAUUGGGCAGCUAAGUUUUACAUAUUCUGAAUCAGAAAGUUUUUGCCAUUCUUUUGAUAUAUGUCUAGACCUGUAACUGCAUACCCCAUUGAAGUACUUUCCUUGUCAAAAAAACUUCUUUUUUUGAUAUUACCCAUGACAAAAAUGACUAAAAAUUGCAAAAAUCGUCUAAAAAUCUUCAAAAUGUUUUAUCAACAAGCCAUGUUGUGGCUCUAUCUUUCAUAAAACUGCUAUUCAACACCUCUCUGCUAAAUAACUUAUUUAAAAAUCGAGAUUUUUCUAUAAAAACCAGACUCAGCCCCUAAAACAAUAUAAAAAUGCAAAAUUUCUUUCAAAAAAUCGCUUUUCCUUAAAAGCACAGCAUCUACAUCACAUGAUACGUCAUAAACUAGCUUUCAGACCACAUUAAACAAAAGAAAAUGUUAAAAACCACACUUUUCUGGUUAAAAAUGCCGAUUUUGUCAUGGGUAAUAUCAAGAAACUUUUUUUUUGGUAUUUUUUGUCACCACUGAUUCCCUCACUUUUACUUCCGGCUAUAAAACCUCCGUUCGGCGCUGUUUGUUUUCCCCGCUUACCCAAAUUGAUUCGGCCAAAUUUAGGGUUUUUAGAGGCCACGCGGCCAACACUUUUAAUGGACCCCCGGAAUUACCCGCUAUCCCAGAAAAUUGAAACGGAUUUUUUCGGGUAAUUUUCGAGUGUUUUCGGAGUGUUUUUGGCCAGACAAUUUUUGGGAUUCUUUGAAGGGGAAAUUGAGCGUGUAUUGGACUAGACAGAUCGAAGAUUUUUGGUCGCUGGAAUUGAGUUUGACGUGGAAUUGAGGUUGUAUUAGUUUUAAACAGCUGAGAGAUAUUCUAAUCGUAUUUUAAAAAUGAUUUUGAUAUCGAAUAUGUCAUGAUUUUGAAUGAAAAUGAAAUUUUUUAUGAAAUUUUGGGAUUUUUUCGGAAUUUUGGUUAAACCAGGGGGAAAUAUCGCUAUAAUUGGCUGAAUAUGGGUUGGAAAACAGAGGAAGGGGAAGAAGGCGUAUUUUAAAAAUCAUUUUGGUUACAUCCGAUGCUUAGUUUCAGCAGAAAAUGAACUUUUUUGGGGGGAAUUUGGGGGUUUUUUUGAUUUUUUUGGCGAGAAUGAAAAAAAAUUUUUUUAAUAGGGAUGUGUAUGGUAAGAAACAGCGAGUAUAUGGUCCUUAGAAUAAUUUAGAAUCGAUUUUGAUUUCAAAUAUUUUUUGGAGUCCGGCCGAAAACGGGAUUUUUUGAAAUUUUCUCUAUUUUUUGACAUUUUUUUUUAUUUUUUUUACUUUAAUUUUUUUCCAUAGGCGGUAAUGUAGAACAUACCAAUUUUCGAGCCUUUCCAGGUGUCCCAUACAUCAAAUCAGUCCUAAAUUCCAUCGAAAAUAACAGUUUUUUGGUCACCGAAAUCGUCGGAGUCAUGCUUUCGAAUGAACAAUUGGACCGACUCAGCGAACUCAUGACGACGUAAGUGCCGCGUUUUUUGCCAGUUUUUUUGUUUUUUUUCAGAAAGUUGGAGACAGAAAAGGACGUCAGAAUCAUGAUAAAUCGAGUGAUAAACCCGAUUAUGAGGAAUUUGAAGUCCAAUAAAUUUAAUGAAGAAGAUUUGCCGGCAAUCUCCAAAGUCAUCGCUAAUGGAUUUAAUGGUAAGCAGUAGAAGAAGGGAAAAGUUUUUUGAGAGGUUUUUAUGCAAUUUGGAUACUGGGGUUGACCCGAUAUUAGACUAGACAAAAAUAGCCAAAGUGAUGACAAAAAACGUUGAAAAGUCUUGAAUUUUGAUCUGAUUGUAGUGAUUUGGAUAUUGAAAAUCGAUUACAAGGCCGUGAAAAGUUGUUGGGCAUAAGAAAGAACCUAUUUGGCUAUCAUUUUUUGAACGAAAUUGGGAUUUUUGGACAAGCAAAGUACUUUUAUGGCUUUGCAUCCGGGAAGUAUCAAAAAUGCAGCAAAAUACAAAAAAAUGUGUCAGGACUUUAUGGCGCGACUAGUAUCCGGCUGUCGGGAAAAUAAUGAGCACUUUAUCGCAUCGAAAGUCGCAUCGCCGCCGAGAAAAUAAAUUUUGUCGCUGAAAAAUUUUUCCGAUGCGACAUUGUGCUCAUUAUUUUCCCGACAGACCGAUAACAAACAAGGAAAAAUCAAUCGCAAGUUGACUUAAAACUCUACAGUGUCGGACCUGAUCCAGUGGCAAAAAAAUUUUUGCAUCCGGGAAGUACCAGACAAUGUGGCAAAAUACCUCCUUUUUUCACUUGGAGAGGGAGGCAUUUUGCCACAUUCUUGAUACUUCCCGGAUGGAAAAUGAUACGUUUUUUGCCACUGGAUCAGGUCCCUCACUGUAAUUUUUUCUUUCUUUCAGCAUCCGACAAAUCGGCCCAAACGCCGGGCGGCGAAGCCAUUGCCGCCAUCCUUGCGGCCUCAACGAUCGCGGACGCUCGAGUGGAGAAACUGAUUAAAUUGUUGGUGGAUGAACCGAAAGUCACGAUCGGAAGCGCGGAGGUGAGUUUUGUAUUCAGGUGUAGUAAUUUGUUAUAUUGUACUUGAUAUCAGAUCGAAAAUUGGUGAUUUUUGAUAUUUAGAGAGGUUAGAAUACGUUGAAAUCAUUUUGUAUGUUGUCUUGAAAGUGUUUUAAAUCAUACGUUGUAUGAGUUUGAGAACUUUUGAUACGAUUUUGAGUUAUAUUGUACUUGACAUCAGAUUGAAAAUUGAUAGAUAUGGCGUCUUAAUAGAUGAAAAUUUCGGUGAAUUAAAUUUCUUGUGGCUUGAUAGGCUGUAAUUACUCUGAUAAGGGCAUUUGGAAGUAAUAGUUUUGAUAUCAAUUUUUAACGAUUAUAUUAUACUAGACGUCUGAUAUGAAAAGUGAAAUUACAGUAAGUUAACAUGAAAUUCAAGUGGAAUCAGACUUGAUAUAGGCUAAAAACAGGUUGAAAUCAAUUGGAAAGUGGUUUAGAUAAAGUCUUGACACUUUUUUUGAGAUUAGAUUAGACUUUCCGUCAAACGGGUAGUGUAAGGUAAAAUUGGAUUUUUUGAAGGUUUUUAGGACAAAUUUUGUAAAAAUUCUGAGAGUAGUUGGUGAAAUAUGAUUUCCUGAGUGUUUACGGCUGGUUUUACGAUGACUGUGAUAUCAGUUUUUGAGCUAUAUUACACUUGACAUCAGAUGUCAAGUAUAAGGUAAAAUUAGGUUUUUUGUGACUUUUUUGAAGGAAAAGUUAUUAAAAAUGACUUUUUAUAGGAUUAUCAAGGCAUUUAUGAUAUUUAUAGCGAAAAAUAUAACAGUAGAACAGCUGAAAAUACCCAAAAUUUAUGAAUUUUCAAUUUCAGAUCAAACGAAUCGAAGCCAAGCUCCUGGAAGUGAAUCUGCCUCAUCGCGCGGGCCUCAUAAAGUACCUGAAGAGGAAGUCCACCACCUACCAGCGUUGGCAAACCACCGAGGACAUUGGGGAGCUAGAAAGAGAGGCGGAAAGCCUCGAAAAAGCCGAAGAUGUCCCCGCCGGCGUGUUGCUCACCCUUUACGAGGUGAUUUUGAAGAAAGCGGUAGCCGAAAAAAACGUCCCGGCCAUCAUGAACACCCUCCCCAAGUUUUACAAGAAGGAAAAAGACCAAUCGGACGUGAAAAUUUUCAAAGGCAGAAUCGUCGAGGCCCAUAACAUGGCACUCUUGGAAAACAUGAACAAUGAAGCCUGGGAAGCGGCGGAUUUGCUGUGGAAUUUGAAGUAAGUGAGACUACAGGGCAUUUGGAGAAAUUUGGGGAGAUUGGAAGGGUAGAAUUUGAAAAAAAGGGGGUUUUUAAAAGGUUUGGACAUUAUUUUAGGUAACAAAUUUUAUUUUUUGUUUUUUUUUGAAAAAAUCUUUUUAAUAGCGGGGUUUUUUGUCGAGAAAAUGAGUUUUAAACAGGGUUAGAAGGGAUCAAGUGGGAGAAUGCGAGGAAAGAAGGUGUUUUAAAAAAUUUUGGACCUUAUUUUAGGUAUGAAUUUAAAUUUUUUGGGGUUUUGUUUACUCAUGUAGCUCUAAAAAUAUGUGAAAAUAAAUUUAAAGAAGAUUCACAAAGAUUGCGAGGCAGAAUACCAUCAAAAAUUCAGUUUUUGUCGUCUUGGACCUUAUUUUAGGUAACAAUUUAAAAUUUUCUUUUGUUUCCACCGCGGAAAUCUUGUUAGAAUUAGCGAAAAAGGCUUGAAAAAGCGUUAUGGAGAUAUUCAGAGAUUUUUGGUUGUAAAAUACGAUGCAUCAAUGUAAAAAAUUUUUUUCAGCCUUAUUUUAGCCAAAUUCUGCAUUUUUUUUUAUUUUUAGGCCUCUAAAGAACGUGGAGACGGUUCUGCUGUACGCUCUAACAUUAUGCCGACGAGGAAUGACGGAGGAAGCCCAUGAAGUCUUGAAAAAUUUCAAAUCGGCCGCCCUGAACUUGCAACCCAGCUAUUUUAAUAAUGUAAGGAUGAUUCGAAAAAAAAUCAAAAAAAAAAAAAAAAAAUUCAAAAUUUUUUAAAAUUUUUUAAGGUAGCCAGCUCGAGUGUCCUAAAAGCGGCCGGAGAGCCGGAAAUUGAACAAUUUUUGAAGUUACUCUCCAAAGAAUUCAACAUCAAGUCGACGUGGAAAGCCCGACUGAAAGCCGAAGUAAAAAUGAACAAACUCCGAGCGUUGAUGGAGCAAAAGAAACUCGACGAAGCUUUCACGGUGUGCAUGGAGACCUCCAAAGAAUGUGGAUACGCAUUUGGCGCCUUUGAAUUGAUGAAUGAGGCGUUACAGGUGGGUCCCGCAACGAAAAAUUGAAACGGCUUGGCAUUGCGAUUUUGAGUGAAUUUCGGGAGGAAUGGGGGUCGAGUAGCCUUGUAAUAAUAGUGGUUCAGUUUUGGAAAUGAUAUGGACCGAAAAAUUUGCAUAUUUAAAAAAAUUUGGUCCCACCGCGAAAGAUUCGAAAAAAUGAUGGCAAUGAAGUUAGUGCGUAAAUUAGUGGAGACGGGCCUCUGUGAUACGACUAGCGAUUUUUUUUAUCCAAAAAUUGAGAAUUUUGCGGAAAUUUUUUUGUCUCGACACGAAAGAUUGAGAUAGCUUUGGCAUUGUGUUUUAUCGCUGUUUUCGGAAAUUUUGAGACUAAAAAGGAAUUGCUAUGCAAUUUUUAGGCCGAAAAUCAAGUCCUGGUGAAGAAAUUGAAGACUUUGAUCAUCUCCGUGGAGGACAUUAACACGUUUAUCAUAACUUUUGGCGUUUGUUUAUUGGAAAGAGGUGACAAACGAGGUGUGGACCUCCUGAAAUCAAAGAUCGAAUACAUACCAUCGAAGAAACUAACGGAGUUGACACAACGCGAAUUCAACUUGAAGAAUCCGGAGAUUAUGCACUUGUUGUUCAACAUCUUCAACAAGCCCGAAAAUUCGGUGUUGGAAUUGGAGGAUUUGAUGCGCAAAACGGCGGAAUUGUAUGGUAAGCGCAAUACGCCGACUUAUAGACGUUUGUAUUUCAUUUUUCUGAUCGCGGGAAAUCUUUGUCGGUCUCGCAACGAAAUUUGGCAUUGUGUUGUAAGCUUCGGAAGAGGCUGGAAAACUGCUGAAAAUUGCUCUAAUGGGAUUGUAGCGGAAUAUUAGGUCUAAGUUUUUAGAUUUUUUUGGUAAAAUUGUGCGAUUUUUGUGUCCCACCACGAAAAUUGGCAUUGUGUUGUAAGCUUCGGAAGAGGCUAGAAAACUGCUGAAAAUUGCUCUAAUGGGAUUGUAGCGGAAUAUUAGGUCUAAGUUUUUAGAUUUUUUUUGGUAAAAUUGUGCGAUUUUUGUGUCCCACCACGAAAAUUGGCAUUGUGUUAGAGUAGUUGUAAAGGCGUCGGAAGUGGAGAAAAAUGAGAAAUAAUGGUUUUUAACAAUGUAGAGGCUUAGUUUUUGAGAUUUUUUUGAUGAAGAUUGAUGGUUUUUUGGGUCCCACCACGAAAAUUGGCAUUGUGUUCGAAAUGGCGCAAAAGAUUCGGAAAUGAUUGAAUUAAGCGAAAAUAAGUUUGAAAUGUCUUGUAAACAAAAAAUUAAACUCAAAAUUUAAUUUUUUGAAUUGUAAAAUACGGAUUUUUAUUCAGGUCUUUGAAAAAUCAAAUUUCAGAGCGACAAAACAACUUGGACGGCCUGAAACGACUCUUUGAUGAUGCGAAAUCCUCAUCAAUCCCACUGAACGCAAAAAUCCGGGUACAAUUCGAGUCUUCCAUCAAAAAAGUAAGCAUUUUUUUAUAAAAUACAUCUUGAAAUUUUGGUUUUUAAGAGUUUUUUUUUGUAAUAUUUGCAAUUUUCAGCUUGAAUCAGCGUCGAAGUCCACAGAAACACACAGAGAAUCUGCUGAAGCCAAGUGA